AUGGCGGCUCAGACUAAGCACGACUGGGCGGACGACGAAGACCUCGAGGAGACGACGGCGCCGACGACGACCGACCUACCUCCACCGCAAAAGAUCCAAAACAAGGAUGGAACGUGGACAAUCAUCGAGUAUCGGUACAAUGAGCUGAACCAGAAGGUGAAGGCGACCCGGCGCGUGCGGUUCGUCGUCCGGCGCGAGGUCGUCAACCCUCGUGUCGCUGAGCGCAAAACCUGGGCCAAGUUCGGCGACUCGGCCAGCGACCCGGCGGGCCCGGCCACCGAUACCACUACCGUUGGCGAGAACAUCAUCUUUCGCCCGUCGGUCAACUGGCGCAGCGAGGCCAAGGACGAGGCCAACGACCCCAACGCCCAGGCUAUGAAGGACAAGCUACGCGACAAGAAGGUCAAGUGCCGUAUUUGCAACGGGGAACAUUUCACGGCCCGCUGUCCCUACAAGGACACGAUGGCGCCGAUCGGCGAGGCCGGUGCUGCCGAUGUAGCGGCCGGUAUGGGCGAUGAGCCGGCGGCGGCUGGGCCCGCAUCGGCGGGCACUGCUGGGCCGGGGAAGAAGGGCUCGUAUGUCCCGCCCGCGCUACGUGCCGGCGCGGGUGCGCAGGGCGAGCGCAUGGGUGGCAAGUAUGGCGAGCGCGACGACUUGGCAACGCUUCGUGUGACAAACGUCUCUGAGAUGGCCGAGGAGCAAGAGCUGCGUGAUAUGUUCGAGCGGUUCGGCCGUGUCACGCGUGUCUUCCUGGCCAAGGACCGCGACACGGGCCUGGCCAAGGGUUUUGCUUUCAUCAGCUACGCGGAUCGGGACGAUGCUGUCAAGGCGUGCAACAAAAUGGACGGUUUCGGUUUCAGGCAUCUGAUCCUAAGAGUGGAGUUUGCGAAGAAGGCGCAGUAA
Dichotomopilus funicola is the source of this 903-nucleotide messenger RNA. Its product is annotated as eukaryotic translation initiation factor 3 subunit G-domain-containing protein. The record is from RefSeq and is a predicted model, not a curated record. Gene Ontology annotation, cellular component: cytoplasm; eukaryotic translation initiation factor 3 complex. The transcript is spliced from 3 exons. The coding region runs from base 1 to 903 and encodes 300 amino acids. Gene Ontology annotation, molecular function: RNA binding; translation initiation factor activity. NCBI's taxonomy places the organism in Eukaryota, Fungi, Ascomycota, Sordariomycetes, Sordariales, Chaetomiaceae.